AUGCGGAUUCUCGAAUUGGAAGCUGAUAUUCGAACUAGACGGAAGUUGGCUAAUUCAUCGAUGACUCCAACUAAUGUGAAUCAAGCUAAAGAAUUAUGUGCUGUGACUGAAGACAAAGAAUAUCAUGGGAUAAUCUAUGCGACGCGAAUUCACAACGAUGAGCAGUUAUUUGAAAUUUUCGACCAUGAGCACACGUAUCUUCACGCGAGAAUCGACGAGAUAUUCCUUGGAACUGGCGAUUUGGUAUUGUAUAACGUUCGAAGAUCGAAAGAAGCGAUUCCAGGAGUUGAAUUUGAAGCUUAUAACGUUCGAGCUGUCCCCGAAGAUUUGAAGCAACAUUCGGAAUAUUAUGGAUCGGCAUAUUAUGAUAUUCAAUUCAAUAGUGUUGUGUUCAAAACGAAUUUGAAAAUAAUGAAAAAUGCGAAUAAUAUGUUUUACGCUCACAGUGAGAAGUUUGGGGAAGUUUUUAUGGAAUCCAAAGAUCUCAGAAAACUUCUUGAUGUCGGUAUCUACGAAUUUGAAUUAAUUGUCACUGGAAAGAUGUACCGUGGCCCUCGUGGAGUUCUUCUACGCACUCAAAGAUCUUAUCAACCGCCUAACGACAAUUUUCGCCUAGUAAAAGGCGAUAAUAUGAGAUAA
Molecule: messenger RNA, 639 nt
Organism: Caenorhabditis bovis
Lineage: Eukaryota; Metazoa; Nematoda; Chromadorea; Rhabditida; Rhabditidae
Source: the annotation of a GenBank genome assembly